AUGCCAGCUCCAUUAGCAAAAGGCUGGGAUAAUCUCGGUUUCAGGAGUGUAGUCAUUGACAUCGUCACAGGAAUCAUCAUCGGCGUAUCCGUCCUCGUCGCAGCCGGUAUCGCAGUCUACGAAAGCCCCCAAUUCCGACGAUGGUUAAACCAAUCCCGCCGCAAGGUAGCCGUCGCCCUCUAUAACCUGGGCGAUGAAAUACAUCCACGGGAAGUGCAUUCCGAGGACAUCUCCAUGACCGAAGAAAGCGGCGAAGUAGCCGAGGAACGAAGACGUAAAGCGCGAGAAGAGAUAGAGCAACGGCGACAACUCAAUCAGUCGCGUCGACGCAGGAGUACUCGGUCUAGCAGUGCAGCUACCAGUUUUGAUGCGUUGGUGGAUAAGGAUGGUAGAUUACGGACUGAAGACGGUGAGGACGAUACACGUGGUAUAUUUGAAAAUGACCAUGCGGCUGCGCAGUCAACGGCGCUUGAUACCAGUAAUCUGAGUUCAUUGCAUAAGCGUGGUGGAUCUCCAGAGCCGGAAGCUCUUACUAAUGCUCGUCUUCAAGCUCAGCAUGAAAUGGUAGAGGCUAUGGAACGGGAUCGUCUUCAUAUCGCUUUACCAUCUGAGACUUCAUCGCAUCACCCUUCAGAAUCGCUAAUUGAUCUUACCCCGACUUCCGAGUUUCCCGAAACCACUCGUGAGAUAACGUCGGAUCGCGGCCAGAUGGAGAACUCGGAAUAUUUUUCAGUUGCGAAUUUAUCAAAUUCCACGCACAACUCUGAGAUCGGUCAAUCCGAGUAUUUCUACGCUCAUCCGAAUUGGUCACAUUCCUCUACAGAAUCUUCCAACCCGUUUGUCGAGCACGACGUAUCGACUACAUCAUCGAUACCAGGUAGUCUCGAACAUGUCCAUGACGGUUUGUCCUCGGAUGGCACAUUGAGUGAAUGGGGACAGCCUACCGAUGGAGUAAUGACUCCUGCCAGCUGGUCUGAGGUGGGCAGCGUGGUCAGCAGUGAUGAUGAGCAUCACCGUCAAUGA
This is a messenger RNA of Talaromyces stipitatus ATCC 10500, 1023 nucleotides long. RefSeq lists its product as uncharacterized. The transcript has 2 exons. The record is from RefSeq and is a predicted model, not a curated record. Lineage: Eukaryota; Fungi; Ascomycota; Eurotiomycetes; Eurotiales; Trichocomaceae. The coding region runs from base 1 to 1023 and encodes 340 amino acids.